AGCAACGCGAAUAGCAUAACUUAGCUAGAAAAAUAUAUUAAAUACCUAUCUAGGUAGUUCUAUCUAUAUUAAAUUUUUUAUUAUGGGUUUGCUGGGCUGGAAAUUGUAAUCAACCCGUGUAGUACGAGCGGCUUAUCCCUAAAGUAGUCCGUAACACAAGAGUGUUCCGGCUUUGCAAUAGGCAAAGGUGUUUAAAGGGCUUCGGUAAGAUCAAACUUGGUUUGAGUACCAUUCUACAUCGAACGAAGAAUGGAUAGAAAGCACCAUUCGAGCGUCGACAUUACAGCAAGUGCCCUGGGCCUCCUCGUACCAUAUCCUCCCAACACAGCUUCUUCCAAUCUACGAUCUGACAUACCAGCUCCGGCUUUCCGUUUAGAGGAAAGUUCCGGACACAGCGGAGUCAAUUUGGUUUGCUAUGAAGGGGGAUACCGGCGCUCUGAAGCAUUCAUUUGGCGAAGGGCUGGCGUCUCCAGUAGAAGUGAGCAGUUCUCGAGAGCUCUCUUUGGUAGCAGUAUGCAAUGCGCCUGUUGAUGAUGGGUCCUAUGACCAUGCAUGGGAAUAUGCAUAUCGCAAUAGUUACAGCAUAACGGAGCUUAAAGGGCUAGAAUGCAUUAUGACUAACACGACCGUUCAUAGAGAUUGGAGAGAGGAGCAGAACUUUUUUCCAGUCCAUGAAAUUGUCUUUGGCCGAUCAUCUAAGCUGCUGAAGACUGAGCUUGACGAAAUCCGAGCGCCGUAUUUGCCACGGUGCGAGACAUGCGGCAGAAGAGGCACGAUAAAACACUACCUAGCACUCUUCCCCGACCUCCACGACCAACGACAGACACUUAUCAAUGCCACGAAGACCUCCGACACAUCACGAUGGCUCCAUGAACCAGUUCGUCGAUCGGCCCGCGGAGAUGGCAGGCAGCAGUCGAGCAGCUCCUUCUCGACGCCUCAUCCGCAACCUCGCCUCCCAUAAGGAGUCGGCGGAAGGUCGUCGUCGUCCACGGCCUUGGCGGCAUCCGUAUAUCCAUAGUUGCAUGGGAAAGCUUGGCGCCCGAUGUUCGCCGUGUCACUAACACGCACGAUUUAGUAUAAUCGACAUUUUUAUCUAUUACUACUAUACCACGCUUAUAUAGUAUUAAAGAGGUAGUAUAACUAAUAUAUAGUACUAUAGACCCCUAAUACCUCCUCUAUAUCCAUCUAGAGCGCCUUUAAAUAUAGGGGUGUAUACCUAG
This is a messenger RNA of Pseudovirgaria hyperparasitica, 1220 nucleotides long. RefSeq lists its product as uncharacterized. The coding region runs from base 416 to 961 and encodes 181 amino acids. The record is from RefSeq and is a predicted model, not a curated record. Lineage: Eukaryota; Fungi; Ascomycota; Dothideomycetes; Acrospermales; Acrospermaceae. The transcript has 2 exons.